Messenger RNA from Geodia barretti, 336 nucleotides. NCBI's taxonomy places the organism in Eukaryota, Metazoa, Porifera, Demospongiae, Tetractinellida, Geodiidae. The record is from the annotation of a GenBank genome assembly.
AUGCAGAAGGAUGACGCGCUUCUGUACGAUGUUCUUGAAUCUGCGCGGCUUGCCGUAUCCUAUGUUCAAGACAGUUCAAUAGAUGAUUUCCUCGCAAAUACACAACUUCAGGAUGCCGUGAUUCGACGCAUUGAAAUCAUUGGCGAGGCGGCUAGGCACAUUUCAGAACAGACCAGAGCAUCAUUUCCCAACUUGCCUUGGGUUGACAUGGCAGACAUGCGCAACUUUCUGAUACAUCAAUACGGCGAAGUUGAUGCACAUGUGGUAUGGGAUACCGUCAAGAUUGACUUACCACCAUUGAUCGCAGAGUUGGAGAGCAUCGCAGAUCGUGAAUAA